Molecule: messenger RNA, 453 nt
Organism: Castor canadensis (American beaver)
Lineage: Eukaryota; Metazoa; Chordata; Mammalia; Rodentia; Castoridae
Source: RefSeq, a predicted model, not a curated record
GCAAUUUCUUUCCUCACACCCUUGGCUGUUAUUUGUGUGGUGAAAAUUAUCCGACGAACAGACAAGACUGAAAUUAAGGAAGCCUUCUUAGCGGUGUCCUUGGCUCUUGCUUUGAAUGGAGUCUGCACAAACACUAUUAAAUUAAUAGUGGGAAGACCUCGUCCCGAUUUCUUUUACCGAUGCUUUCCAGAUGGAGUGAUGAACUCAGAAAUGCACUGCACAGGUGACCCUGAUCUGGUGUCCGAAGGCCGCAAAAGCUUCCCCAGCAUCCAUUCCUCCUGUUUCACCUGCUCCCUGCCUUCUCUGGGUAUCUGGUAUCGAGCUUUCUUUGGAUAUCUGGUGUCCUCGGCCAGAUGUUCUUGCUCUGGCUGCAUGGUUAAAGCUAACUGGACUGAGAUCACUAAUUGGAUGAGCGGGAACGAGCUGGCUCCACUGGUUGACCCUGCACAUUAG